AUGGUCGACGGCCAAAGUCCGGACAAGUUCAUUGAUAUGGCGCACAGACCACCCCGGGCUUUGGCCGCCAAGGCCGCAUCGAAGCCUGCCGAGGGGUCCCGUCCCUCAAAUCGGUCGCAAAAAAUUCCCAGUGGAAACGGGCGCCCAUCCGACCUCGACGUCUCUUUCUACCCCACGACCCGGUCCCAAUCCGCAUCCACCCACCUUCAUACCUCCAAGUAUCUCCACGGUCUCGCCCCGGGUCGUCGUCGUCGUCGCAUCUCCAGUCGCAUUCACAUCCAAAAGAACCACAAUGGCCACCCUCACACCCUCCCCGUUCCGUCUUUGCCUCGACAUGCAAGACUGUCGCGCAGCAAUGCUCUAGGCGACCCGUCGCUGUCCAACAACUCGUUGCCGUCCCCGUCGCCCGCCAGGUCUCGUCGUCGUCGGCUGUCCAACAAGAACAAGAUGCUUCCGGCAGCAGCAGCAGCUCGCAGCAGCCCAGGCCAAGGUGGUCGUACCCCCCGAGCGCAUGAAGGGUCCCGGUUUCUCCCUCAACCUGUCAAGGACCCCAGGCGCAAGCACUGGUUGGUCAACAGCGACCCGGAAAAGUUGGAUGCCUUCUACGAGGCCUUCCUCGGCCAGGGCGGCUCCAGGAUGCUAUCAGACGAGACCAAGUGGCUGGCCGUCACCCACAAGAGUUUCGACUACGGAAGGAGAGGUUACAACACAAGGCUGGCUUUCCUGGGCCGUCAAAUAAUCGCCCUCGAGACUACCCGCUCCAUCCUCACCAGCCCCGUCCUUAACGAGCCCGCCGCCGACAAGUACGGCCGCCAGCCCUACAACCACGCCGCCUUGGCCAACAUCGACAAGCUCAUCCACACGCAACCGAUAGACAUUAUGGACAAGACCAAGAUCGCGAGGAUGGGUAUCGAUCUCGGACUUCUCACUGUCUUGCGGUGGAAGCCCAGAAUGCCCGAAGAUCUCGAAUCCUCUGGUGUCGUCGUCGUCCUCAACUCAACCCUCUUCGCCAUCAUUGGCGCCAUCUCGUUAGAAAAGGGUGCCGCUGUCGCCCAGCGCAUCGUCAGAGAGAAGAUCCUCAAGAAGCUCGGAGCGUAA
Sordaria macrospora k-hell is the source of this 1098-nucleotide messenger RNA. Its product is annotated as mitochondrial 54S ribosomal mL57 domain-containing protein. NCBI's taxonomy places the organism in Eukaryota, Fungi, Ascomycota, Sordariomycetes, Sordariales, Sordariaceae. Gene Ontology annotation, biological process: mitochondrial translation; RNA processing. Gene Ontology annotation, molecular function: ribonuclease III activity; structural constituent of ribosome. The record is from RefSeq and is a predicted model, not a curated record. Gene Ontology annotation, cellular component: mitochondrial large ribosomal subunit.